AUGCCCAAGAGGAAGGUCAACUCCACAGAGGGGGUGGUGAAUGGGGAGCCCAGGAGGAGAUCAGCAAGGUUGUCAGCUAAGCCUGCUCCUGAAAAAGUGGGAAUGAAGCCAGAAAGACAGCAGGAAAGGAUAUAUCUUCAGACAAAAAAGUGCACACAAAAGAGAAAAAGGGGAGCAAAGAGAAAAAAGGCCAAAGUGGCUAAGCAAGAAAAUAAAGACUUACCUGGAGAAAAUGGAGAAACUAAAAAUGAGGCGAGUCUAGCCUCUGAUGAAGCAGGAGUAAAAAAGCCAAGUCUGAUUAAUAUCAUCUACCUUGUCUUAUCAGUGGCCCUUGUCUCCCUUCUUGCAUGA
This is a messenger RNA of Kogia breviceps (pygmy sperm whale), 351 nucleotides long. Lineage: Eukaryota; Metazoa; Chordata; Mammalia; Artiodactyla; Physeteridae. The record is from RefSeq and is a predicted model, not a curated record.